AUGUGCGGCAUCGCCUUCGCCAUCCGGAGUUCGACAUCUUACAGGGCGUCGGGGCUUCCUCCGGCAAAUGUCGCGCUCGAUGCGGGCUCGCCGGCUUCUACGGGGUCUGCAGGGUCGCCGGGAGGCAUGGAGCUGGACUUGAUCGACGAGGAUGACCCCGAGUACGGGAUCAAGUUGCCUGACGGGACGAAGCCGGCAAAGUACCUGGACGCGAACGAGACCUGGGAGCAGGUUGUCGACGCUGUCAAGGGCAGAGGUCCGGACGUCUCGAAUACGCUCAUCAAGCACGUCAAGGCUAGCAAGGCGUUCCACUUCGAGAUGCGCUUCCACGCAUCGGUACUGCAUAUGCGGGGCGACGUCGUCACGCCCCAGCCAUUCGUCUCGAAGGACGGGGACGUCUUGCUCUGGAACGGCGAGAUCUUUGACGGUCUGGAGGUCGGCGAGCACGAGAACGACGGCCAGAAGCUGUUUGACCGAAUUCAAGCGUUUGGUCCCUCCAACUUCUUCGCCGCCAUCCGCGACGUCGAAGGCCCCUACGCUUUCGUCUACUUCCAAGCGUCCAACUCUCGACUCUACUUCGGCCGCGACCCGCUCGGACGGCGAUCUCUCCUCGUUCACGCCCCGACUCCCGCCUCGCCCUAUCUCUUCCUCGUCUCGAAUGCGCCCGGAGCCGACUUUCCGCUGCAGGAGUGGGAAGAGGUAAGCUGUGAAGCGGUACAUUGCUAUCAUCUGCUGGAUCUGAAGGGCAAGUCGUGGUCGGUCGAUGGACGACGUGGUCUCUCCUCGUACCCUCGCUAUCCGAAGUCUAUGGGCCUCUCGCAAGACAUCCUCGUCUAUCCCUACGACCGUCUUAACUCCUCAGUGCCCGCUCCCGGCACCCUUCUCCCUAUGACGCCUACCACACCCCCAGAACCCGUCUUCACCUCGCACCUCGCCCUCCUCGUCCAGUCCCUCCUCUCCGAACUCGAAACCGCCGUCCGCGCACGAGUCUCGACAGUCCCGCCGUUCCCUCCACCUCCUGACGCCCGCAUCGCCGUCCUCUUCUCUGGCGGACUCGACUGCACCGUCGUCGCGCUCGUCCUCGACCGCGUUCUGCCGGAAGGCGAGGCGGUCGACCUUAUCAAUGUGGCUUUCGAGAAUCCUCGUAAACUCAGGGCGAAGGAAGGUCUGAAGGGCAAGGCGAAGGCUACGAUCUCGAACGACGAUGCGAUGGAUGUUGACGAUGCACGAGGGAAUGGCGUGAAGUCAGAAUCUCCAGCGGCGACUGCACGGGAUCCGAAGAUCUACGACGUCCCGGAUCGCUUGACGGCUCGCAACGCCUGGGAGGAGCUCAAGCGCUUGCGGCCCAAACGGAGAUGGAAUCUCGUCGAGGUCGACGUGCCGUACCAGGAGAUGCUGGCGCAUCGGCAGACGGUUAUCGACUUGAUGCGGCCUCAAAACACCGUCAUGGACCUCAGCAUAUCUAUCGCCUUCUACUUCGCCGCACGAGGCGAAGGCCACCUCUCGCAAUACUCUUCCUCCGAUCCUUCGCCCUCCUCCAACCCGCCUCAGCCAUAUCACUCCCGCGCCCGAGUGCUCCUCACUGGACUCGGAGCCGACGAGCUCCUCGCAGGCUACGCUCGCCACCGUAAAGCCUUCGCACAACCCGUCGUCUCUACUCCUCCGCCUCCUCCGCCAAAAGCCACCUUCUCCGUCGCAUCCUCGUCGUAUUUCUCUUCCGCCAACUCGACAUCCGCUGAGCCCACCACCUCAGAGAGUUUCUCGCCAGACCCCGUCAACUCACCCCAGAACUGGUCCGCCCUCAUCGCCGAACUGCAACUCGACCUCGACCGCCUACCGACUCGCAACCUCGGCCGCGAUGACCGCAUCAUCUCGAUACACGGCAAGGAGGCGCGGUACCCCUUCCUCGCGGGCCAUGUCGUCGCCUUUCUCGCUCGUCAGCCCGUCUGGUUCAAGGCCGACUUGCGGUUCUCGGAGGGCAUCGGCGACAAGAUGCUGCUGCGGUUGCUUGCAAAGAGGCUGGGUUUGAAGGAAGCUGCGGUGAGGAAGAAGAGGGCGAUUCAUUUCGGGGCGCAGACGGCGAAGAUGGAGUUUGGUGACGGGCGACUGAAGGGGACGGAUUUGUUGGCCGUAUGA
Rhodotorula toruloides NP11 is the source of this 2136-nucleotide messenger RNA. Its product is annotated as asparagine synthase (glutamine-hydrolyzing). Gene Ontology annotation, molecular function: asparagine synthase (glutamine-hydrolyzing) activity. Lineage: Eukaryota; Fungi; Basidiomycota; Microbotryomycetes; Sporidiobolales; Sporidiobolaceae. Bases 1 to 2136 code for a protein of 711 amino acids. The transcript has 6 exons. The record is from RefSeq and is a predicted model, not a curated record.